This is a messenger RNA of Metarhizium brunneum ARSEF 3297, 2229 nucleotides long. RefSeq lists its product as uncharacterized. Gene Ontology annotation, molecular function: RNA-directed RNA polymerase activity. Lineage: Eukaryota; Fungi; Ascomycota; Sordariomycetes; Hypocreales; Clavicipitaceae. The record is from RefSeq and is a predicted model, not a curated record. Gene Ontology annotation, biological process: siRNA processing. Gene Ontology annotation, cellular component: nuclear RNA-directed RNA polymerase complex.
AUGCCGGUUCACAAGUUAAUGGACUGGGCAAUUGGGGGUCUCAGUACGACAAACCAACAGGUCCCUAAACUGUUUUCCAGAAUUACUCUAAGUCUUACUCACACUCAUGCCACCGUUGUCCUCGAAAAACAUCAAAUCCAUAGCUUGGACUAUGACAUUGGGACUCAUAGCACAAUGAACGACGGCAUAGGCAGGAUAUCGAAAGCGCUCGCGACCAAGAUCGCCUCCAAGCUGGGCCUCACAGACAUUCCAUGUGCUUUCCAGGCACGGUUGGGCAGUGCAAAAGGCAUGUGGAUUAUCGAUAGCGACCCAACCCUCGGAGACGGAGACUGGAUUGUGACGUAUGCAUCUCAAGUAAAAUGGGAAUGUGAUCAUGAGGACAGCCACCAUCGCACUUUCGAGGUCAAGGAAUGGCCAAAAGAGCCCAGGCCUGCGUCAUUGAAUCAACAGUUCAUACCAGUCCUGGAGGCUCAGGCCAUCAACCCAGCUAAGAUGCGAAAUUCUAUUUCAGCCCAUCUGCGUCGUGGGCUAUUAGAAGAACUUGCUGCACAAAAGCUUGCCUUAGAAGACCCCGUGGAGAUGAGACUCUGGUUACAGCAAGGUGGCGGGUCAAAACCAGAAGGACCCGAUAAUGGUAUGGCUUUUCUGGGCGGUCUUCCGCGAGACAAGGAGAAGGAGAUGGCUUUCCUCUUAGAUUCUGGUUUUCACCCGAAAAGCUGCAAGUAUCUACAGGACCGCUUUUGGGAGACUGUAACGACACGAACAAAAACCCUGAAAGCAAAGAUGAAUAUUUGCGUUCCCUGUUCUGCCUACCUUCUCAUGGUUGUUGACUUCUCAUCAACACUAGAAGAGGAUGAAGUUCAUGUGUCCUUUUCCACAAAAUUCCAGGUCGAUGGUUUCUGCGACACACUUUUGGAGGAAAUGGAUGUGCUUGUAGCCAGAGCGCCAAGCCACCUGCCGAGCGACAUUCAACGGGUAAAAGUUGUCUCGAGACCCCAACUAAGACAUUUGAAGAAUGUUAUUGUCUUCUCGAUAAAGGGUCGGUCAUCUCUUGCUGAUAAACUGUCCGGUGGGGAUUUUGACGGAGAUCGAGCCUGGGUCUGCUGGGACCAAGAGAUUGUCCAAAAUUUCCGCAAUGCAGCUGUGCCAAACGAUGACACAGAUCCUGAGAAGUUAGGCCAUUUAAGAAAGCUGAACAGGUCAAUGGCUCAAAUUCGUCAAGAAGAGACUGGUGACGAGGCCGUGUGCUCCAAGUUCCUUCGUGAGUCACUCGCUUUCAACAUGCAACAAUCUAUCCUUGGAAAAUGUACCGACUAUAAAGAGCGCUAUUCCUAUCAUACCAGAAGCAUCUCAAGCAAGAAUAUUCUCAUAUUAAGCAGGCUGUUAGGAUGUCUGGUCGAUCAGCCAAAACAAGGAUAUAUUUUUACAAAUUCUGAUUGGCACCAAUUGCGUCAGGACCUGCAGAUACGGAUGCUUGAACAUGAUCCAGAGUAUAAGCUAGAACGCGCAUCUUAUAAUAUUUCUAAGCAGGCGAACCCGCAUAUCCUCGAUUAUUUAAAGCACGUGGUUGCGGAAAGAACAGUUGCAGAGGCUCUUACGGAGUUGGAAACAACUCUUAAAGGCUACAAAGCUUGCUAUUACGAUGAGCAGCUAACAAUAAUGUUCAAUCAGUAUGAUGAAUACUAUGAGGAGGAGAGUAACGAUGAGAAUCAGGCUACGUGGCGCAAUGUUAAGAAUGCGCUCAAGGAAGACAUUGAGUCUGUUGCCAAGGUAUGGAGAAAUACGAUCAAUAAGAAUAAAGAGUAUGCUGCCGUUGUCGGGUCAAUUUACCAGCAAUGGCGUCAAAUUCAACCACUACCAACCGAGAGUUCCUCCGACUUGGUUAACCUUCUUCUUCAGCCUUACAUGGCGGAUCGCCAGUCAACCUUGUGGGAGCUACUCAAAGCCUCUUUUGCAUUCAAAAAACUUAAGACUUCUUUUCCCUGGCAAAUGGCGGGGCGACAGCUUGCUAUGCUGAAGCCAAUGAUGUCUCACAGCGGAGCCGCGACUUCUUGUGUCCUUGUGGUGCCGGAACUAUAUGGUGUGCUAAAGCCAGAUAAAAAAUUAAUCGCUACGAGACGAGCGCAGCGAUUGGCAGAAACAGAGGGCAUUUAUAACUUGAGCGCGGGCGACUUGGAGGCCCUGGAGCGGCAUGAUGACGUGGACAUGGAUGAAGAAACGGAUGAUUAA